Messenger RNA from Phodopus roborovskii (desert hamster), 2294 nucleotides. It is a transcript of the gene Zscan22, whose product is annotated as zinc finger and SCAN domain containing 22. The coding region runs from base 73 to 1551 and encodes 492 amino acids. The record is from RefSeq and is a predicted model, not a curated record. Lineage: Eukaryota; Metazoa; Chordata; Mammalia; Rodentia; Cricetidae. Gene Ontology annotation, molecular function: RNA polymerase II cis-regulatory region sequence-specific DNA binding; DNA-binding transcription factor activity. Gene Ontology annotation, biological process: regulation of transcription by RNA polymerase II. The transcript is spliced from 2 exons.
AAGCUCUAACACUUCUGCAGACCGAGUUCGGAGGCUCCAACCAUCCCGUGUCUCACUGAGUUCAUCUGCCCCAUGGCCAUCCCCACUGGCCAGAGCCCAGUACUCUGGGAACAGGACAGCUUCCUUCGGGUGAAGGUGAAAGAGGAGGAAGAAGCCAGCCUCUCCCACAGCCAAGGAUCCAGCCCUAGCUCUGCAGCCCAUCCCGAGGCUGCACGUCUGCGCUUCCGGCACUUCCGCUAUGAAGAGGCAUCCUGUCCCCAUCAGGCGCUGGCACAGCUUCGGGAGCUGUGUUGCCAGUGGCUGAAGCCAGAGUCGUCCUCCAAAGAACAGAUGCUGGAGUUGCUGGUACUGGAGCAAUUCCUGGGUGCACUGCCCCCCGAGAUCCAGGCCUGGGUGGGAGCUCAGUGCCCAAAGAGUGGAAAGGAGGCUGCCGUUCUGGUGGAGGCUCUCACUCAACUGCUGGACAAGAGAGGAUGGGGGCCAGGAGAGGAACAUGAAGAGGCAGUUUGCAAACAGAGCGGUACACAUGAGUUACAACCACCAGACAUGGCCACUGAAACACUCACAGCUGUUUCCCCCAAAUCCACCAUUGCCCACACUUGUAAACCUGAGAGCAGCUCUGAGAGCCAGCCAGACUUCCUAGGAGCCCUCUGGAUGAAGUCUGGGGCCCAAGAGAUGGAUUUCAGAAAAGACCUGGCGCUUCUUCACAUGGAUGCCCUCAAAGACCAGCCUGACCAUGAGUCUGAGGUCUCAGGGAACAGUUCCAACGUGUGGGCCAACUUCCCUUCCCAAGACAAGGCCUCUUCAGCAGAGAAAUUUGACCCAUCGUACAAUUAUGGGACAGUGCCUUCAGAUGUAUACUCGGGAAAGAAACUCCCCAAGUACGGUGAACGUAUGAGAACAUUCCAGAAUGCUUCAGCCCUGGAAGCCCACCAAAAGAGCCCCUCUCAGAAGAUGCCCUAUGCCUGUAUUGAGUGUGGGAAGGCCUUCAGCCGCAGCACCCACCUUGCCCAACACCAGGUUGUCCACACAGGAGCGAAGCCCCACGCAUGUAAAGAGUGUGGGAAAGCCUUCAGACGAGCCACCCACCUGACGCAGCACCAGCGCAUCCACACAGGGGAGAAGCCCUAUAAGUGUGACGAGUGUGGCAAAACCUUCAGCCGCAGCACCCACCUCACCCAACACCAGCGGGUCCACACGGGGGAGCGGCCUUAUGAGUGUGACAUGUGCGGCAAGGCCUUCAGCCAGAGCACCCACCUGACGCAGCACCAGCGCAUCCACACCGGGGAGAAGCCCUACAGGUGUGAGGUGUGUGGGAGAGCCUUCAGUGACUGCUCAGCUCUGGUCCGCCACCUGAGGAUCCACUCUGGAGAGAAGCCCUACCAGUGCAAGGAGUGCCCAAAGGCCUUUGCACAAAGCUCCUCCCUCAUUGAGCACCAGCGCACUCACACGGGAGAGAAGCCUUACAAAUGCAGUGACUGUGGGAAAGCCUUCAGCCGUAGCUCAGCUCUCAUGGUACACCUGAAGAUCCAUAUCACUGUGCUUCAGUGACCGGAAGCACCACAGCACAGCCUCCCCCAGAGGUUCGGCGUCUACGAAACCCUGAAUUCCACAGGAUCCCCACUGGUGGAUAACUGUGGCACCCAGUGUCUAAGGGCAGACUGGGAACACCUCUACAUGAGAGAUCCCAGGUGAAGUCCCCUAAUGAACACACAGAUUCAGACCAACUGGGGAAGCUUCUAGAAGCUUCCUACUGCCCUCUCUAUCCCACUCAGGCUGGUCCCAGAGAAAAGUAACCAGAGCAAGUAAAGCUGGCUCAGGUGACCCAAGAUCCUGUAGGUAGGAAGACCCAAGCUUCAUGCUUUCUCGUGGCUGCUGUUUGCCGGUUCCUGUACUGCUCAGCUUGGAAAGGGUGCCUGCCAGGCCCGCUCUGUGCCUUCCUACCUGCUUCCCCACCACAUUUAUAUAUGCCUAACUCCAAGACAGACUUGUGAGGCCGCCUCUCCCGUGAAGCCCUCUCCAUGGCAUCCUGCUCAUGUUUGUCCUGUUUUCAUCCACAGUGGUGCUGGAUGCUUGCCCGACACCGUCUUGUUCUCCCCCACCUUCCUUCCACAUCCCACAGACGCCAGCCCUGUGGGUUCACCUCAGGCUCAUCUCUAGCCCAGCCCUCCUGCAGCCUCGCCUUCUGUGAGCUGCCAUUGCCUCCCACUGGAUGUUUACCAGGGCUCUCCUUUCUCGCCCCUUCCCGUCUUCAUUCCAUCCCCACCCACUUCUUCCUGCUGCAGCUCUCCUUG